AUGUCUCAGGACGAGGCGGAGCGAAAGGUCCGCGAAUGGGGAUUCAAUUCCGUAUUCACUUGGACCGACCGUCCAAACGCCCAUUACCCGCCACACACCCAUGCUGGGUUGACGACGCAUUUGAUAUUGCAAGGUUCGCUUACGCUCACAUACCCCGAUGAUGAGGAGCCAACCAAACUGGUGUGCGGACCAGGCUUCCGACUCGAUGUCGAUGCACAUCGACGGCAUGAAGUAUGGAUCGGUGAGAGCGGAUGCACGUACGUGAUAGGAGAGUGA
Molecule: messenger RNA, 276 nt
Organism: Dissoconium aciculare CBS 342.82
Lineage: Eukaryota; Fungi; Ascomycota; Dothideomycetes; Mycosphaerellales; Dissoconiaceae
Exons: 3
Coding region: 1-276 (91 amino acids)
Source: RefSeq, a predicted model, not a curated record